AUGUCUUGGAGCACGAGGCUGUCACACAGUGACUAUCUUAUGGGAUGGGUUUGCGCGCUGCCCUUGGAAAUGGCAGCCGCCUCGGUGAUGCUUGAAGAAGUUCACCAGCCCCUGCCACAGUCACCGAAUGACAGCAAUACCUAUACGCUAGGGAGGAUUGGCAACCAUAACGUUGCGAUCGCCUGCCUUCCAACUGGGAUAUACGGAGUCAUCUCAGCUACUGCGAGUGUUGUGCAGAUGCGUUUUACCUUCCCCCAAAUCCAGUCAGCGCUGAUGGUCGGCAUUGGAGGCGGGGCUCCAACCCCGGAUGUCGAUAUUCGGCUAGGGGAUGUGGUGGUCAGCAAGCCGACUGGCACCUCAGGGGGAGUAAUACAGUAUGACUAUGGCAAAACGACGACUGGUGGGCAGUUAGAACGAGUCGGAAGUCUAGAUAAACCGCCAAUCUUAUUUCUCACGGCAGUUGCCCAGUUGCAAGCAAAGUACAUGAUUGGAAAGGGGCAAAUCGCACACAUUGUGUCGAAAAAAUUGGAAGAAAACGAGGGAAUGAGAAGCACGUUUUCAUAUCCUGGCAAACAGCAUGAUGCUCUUUAUCAGUCGGAUUACGACCACCCUGCAACGAAUAAAACCUGCACAGAGUGCGACAAUCGUCGAAUUGUGACCCGAUAUCCUCGACGAGACAACGACUCGCUGCAGGUCCAUUAUGGCUUGAUUGCUUCUGGAAACCAAGUCAUAAAGCAUGCACCAACCCGGGACAAACUUGCAAAACAGCUUGGAAUCCUGUGCUUUGAGAUGGAAGCAGCUGGAUUGAUGGACCAAGUGCCAUGUCUGGUUAUUCGUGGGAUUUCAGACUACUCAGACUCACAUAAGAAUACAGACUGGCAAGGAUAUGCAGCACUGACGGCUGCCGCCUAUGCCAAAGAGCUUUUAUCCGUCAUCAAUGGGCGACCGAGUACACGAGCUGAAGCACUACAAGUGAGCAAUCCAAAUACUAUAUUCUAUUCGCCUCAGGCAAAGCACCUAAUUUCGGGCGCAUACAACAAGCUCCGAAAGACUGUUGAAGCGAUGUACCCUGAAGAAUCAGUGGCAUUCUCUGACAUGUCGAUUGAGGACGUCGAUAACAAAGCGCGUGGUCUUGAGAGAGACCUGGCCAAGUCGGAGGCUAUUCGCAACAUGAGACCUAUCAUACCGCUUUUACGGAAGCUGCGAGAGUAUUCCGGUGCCAUCGACUGUUUAUGUGCUGGCACUCCUUAUCUAUCAUGGCUAUGGGCUCCAGUAUGGAUGCUGCUUCAAGUAAGCUCAAAAGAUCUCAACUCUCUGCCUCGACUGCUUGAAGCGUACAAGCAUGUUGCUGAGAUACUUCCUACCCCGACCAUGUUGAGCAACUGCCAAAGCUUUGCAGAGAGCCAGAAGGUUCUGGCUUUGAUAUACGUCGAUGUUCUUGAUUUCUAUCGGGGGCUAUUUAUGGUUUUCGAUAACAAAAAUUGGAUGCCCCUUUUCACGACAAACUGGAAGGAAUCCGAAGAUCGCCGGGAACUGAUUCUGAAAAACCUGGUCGAAGUCUGUGAAUGUAUGACCCAAGAAUUGGGGACUACAACGAUCAUUGACAUGAUGGACCGACGUGAAAGACGCCUCGAAGAGUGGAGAAAGGCCGAGCAAGCGCACACGCAAUCCCGGCUACAGUCAGUGUUAGCGUGGCUAGACGUCAAGGACGAACAAGAGGACGAACUCGAUCGCUUAUAUGGACUCCAGUAUGAGGGCUCCUGCAGUUGGGUAUUCGCAAACAACAAGAUACGGCGAUGGAGAGAAGCUGGAAGGGAGAAUCCGCUGGUAUGGUUGACAGGAAAACCAGGAGCAGGGAAAAGUGUUCUCUCGGCAUCUGUUAUCCAGACAUUGAAGCAGGAUUCAAGGACGGAAGUCCCAUACUACUUUUUCAGUUAUGAUGCACAAGGGUCGACGACGUUCAGCAGUUUUCUGAAAACACUAACGACACAGCUAAUCCGCGGCAACCCAAUCCGAUCAGCGUAUAUUUACAGCGAAUGCAUCCAGAAGGGCUUUUCGCCGUCCGUCCACAGAUUGAAACAGUUGGUUCACGUACUAUUCUCUACAGCCGCGGAAGCCAGAGUUGUGGUUGAUGGAGUAGAUGAGUUAGGGCAUGAGCAGCAAGAGGAGGUGCUGAAUUACCUUACUACAUUGACCAACGCUCAUCGUGCCAACCUGGGUUGCAAGGUCCUGAUAGCGAGCCGAGAUACAGCACUGAUUGCGGAACGAAUUGGGAAAUGCCAGAUAGUUCAUCUCAAAAGUGAGACUUCUGCUGUACAAAGCGCGAUCCAGGCAUUUGUUCGUCAUGAGUUGAGCGUCCUGCGUUCGAUCUUUGGCUGCCUUGAUACAGAUGAUGCGCUUGAAGGACUCGAAAGAGACCUGAUCGACAAAGCUGAUGGCAUGUUCCUCUGGGUGCGAUUGGUUUCGUCAUCACUGCGACAAGCGAGUACUCUAAUGGAACUUCGCGAGAUUGUCAACAAGCUUCCGAAGGGGCUGGAGAAGAUGUACCGACGAAUUGUGUAUCAAAUCCUGGAAAGCUCUUCGGAUUCACAAAGGGCUAUCAAGCUGAGGAUUCUCUUUUGGAUGGUUUAUGGGAGGAAGCCCCUGAAGAAAUACGAGACACUCAGUGGCGCCUCAAUUCACCGUCAAAAUGUAGAUUUUGGCGAACAGACCCGUCUACAGGACGCAGUAUUGAGGCAGUGCAAACCACUAGUGGAGGAGGGAAUGGGCGAUACCAUCAGAUUUGUACAUUUUACUGCACAUGAGUAUUUUGUUCGCGGGCCUGGGCUGAAGGUCGUACCUCCAGCUCAUGCACAUUUCGGGAUCUCAUUUGCCUGUCUGGCAUAUCUUACCGGUGGCUUGAGCCUCGUUGACCCCAAUGAAUCUCCUGCGGUUACGAACAAUCAAGUGGCAAGUGGAUUACAUAGUGUGAUUCGCUAUGCGUACGACAAUUGGCUGGACCACGUCCAAUUCUGUCUUGAGAAUUCGGAAAAAUUGGCUAGCGGACACUUGGACAUCUUACUAGCCCAAAUUCAGAAGCUCUAUCUCCGACAUUGUCAGCUUCAGAAGCCUGCGCAACCGACAACCCAUGUUUUUGCAUUUGCCAACCCUUUUCAACAUGCCGAGCUCGUAAAGCUACCAUUGAUCGCACAGUUUCUCCAGCAAGCCCUCAGCUUUUACCGGACAGUGGAGAAGAAAACAUUUACAAGUGGGGUUGAAGCAAACAGAUUCAGACUCGAGAACGAUCCAACAUUACUGAGUGAGAUGCUACAAGCGUAUUGCCGGACCAUGCAAACGUUGCUUACUGCGACAGAGGCCCAUGGUGUCAGCAAGGAGCAACUAACCAGAUUCAAACAACGGUUCGGCCACUUGGCCUAUAUGUGCCGCUUCAAUGGUUGCCGGUCUGCUUUUGGUUCACUGAGUGCUCUUGAAGAUCAUGAAUCAACCCGACAUACGGGAGGCAUCAGAUGCACAGAGGCUUCAUGUCCCUUUAGCCGAAUUGGUUUCCAAUCUUCAAAGGCGCUUAAGGUGCACCUCCGGACUUAUCAUAAGCCUGAGGAGACUCCGAAAGGCAUUCGCGUGAUAAGGAAGUGCCACAAGUGCAACAGGUGCUCCCAGAGAUUUCGCCUAAAGACUGAACUACAGAGACAUCAGGCAGGAACUGCAUGUGGCCAAAGUGAGGCACGGAGCGAUGACGAUUCACUCAGCUGGUUCGAGUCUCUCGAUGAGGGAGAGCUUCGUCCAUUCGAUACCGAGCGACCCGCUGUAUCGGACGGAGACCAGCCGAAUGAAUUGGAAGAUAGGUCACCUCUACCUCCAGCGAAUGCCUCACAGUUGAACCCAACAAUCGGCAUGCAGUUUAUAACCAAAGUCAUUGAUCGUCAUGUGCAGUCGCAGGGACCUUUCUCCGGUUGGCGAGCGGAGGUACUAGUGAGCGACCGGACAUACGAAGUGCAUUCAAUGACUGCUGGGCUUUGCGCUCUAAAGCCACGGGUGGGGCUGUGGAGCGCAGCAAAGGCCGGAUUGAACCUUGAGACAAAAAUUUUUCGGGAGGCUAAAUGCAAGGACGACUAUCACAGAGUCUGUGGAGAGAGGGUGCAUCACAUUCGAGCUCGGCUUCAGCAAGCGGAUGGGUCACAACCACAACAAACAACGACUGCUCGGAGCGAGCUGUCCAUCAGCCGCAAUGCAGGGGAUGCCCUGGAGAAUCAGGUGGGUAUGUCGAUAAUGCCUGAUUUGACCACAAGUCUCUGGUCGACUAUUCCGUUUGGCUUACCGGUGGAUGAGAAUGGCUUACUGGCUGAUGAGAGCGAUUGGGAUGGUCUACUUAAGUUUGGUUUACCAGAAACUCGUGGCUUACGAUAUCCACCUGAUGACUGGCGGAACUAUGUAGAUGACUAGAACUCGCGCCCCGCCAAUUCCCCCCAGCUUCCCAACGAAGCCCUUCCUGACUUGGAAACCGUUUUUGAUCCGACUCUCACCGAUAGAAGUCAUCCGGGCUCCAUACCAGCCUUCAACAGCUUCGUGACUGCUUCUGACCGGGAAAUGGCGCAGAUGGACGAUAUGGGGCUACAGUCUGGCCCAGGGCAUCUGUCCUCAAUUAGGACUUUUUCCGGCACUGGCCAUCGUGGCCGCAGUCGGCCUCGCAGGCGGCCCCCAACGCCUCCUCCGGCUCCCUCGCGUUUCAACGAAGUUUGCGAC
Molecule: messenger RNA, 4740 nt
Organism: Aspergillus calidoustus
Lineage: Eukaryota; Fungi; Ascomycota; Eurotiomycetes; Eurotiales; Aspergillaceae
Source: the annotation of a GenBank genome assembly